AGCCGACAUGGGGCGGGGCGCCCUCGGAGUGCAGCAGCUCGGGGCGUGGUCGGGGCGUGGCCCGGCCGGCGGGAAGGCGGAAGGACUCCUUUGGACCGUGAGCUCCUAGUUCUCACUUACAAGAUCCCGCAGCCCCUGACCCCUGUACACCCGGGGCUGCAGCAUGGAGGCCGGGCUGCUGUGGUUCUGCAACUGGAGCACGCUGGCCGUGUGCGCCGCACUCAAGCUGCCGCAGAUCUACGCGCAGCUGGCGGCGCGCAGCGCGCGGGGCAUCAGCCUCCCUAGUUUACUUUUGGAGCUGGCGGGGUUCCUGGUCUUCUUUCGCUACCAAUGUUACUAUGGGAACCCGCUGCUCACUUACCUGGAAUACCCCAUUCUCAUCGCACAAGACAUCCUACUCCUGUUAUUUGUCUUUCACUUCAACGGAAACGUGAAGCAGGCCUUGCCCUACGCGGCCGUAUUUGUGUCUUCUUGGUUCGUCCUCAGCCUGCAGAAAUGGAUCAUCGACCUGGCCAUGAACUUAUGCACAGUCAUCAGCGCAGCCAGUAAGUUUGCCCAGCUCCAGUAUCUGUGGAAGUUAAAGGACUCAGAAACCGUGAGCGCAUUGACCUGGGGCCUCUCUGCCUACACCUGUGCAACAAGGAUAAUAACAACUUUAUUGACCACCAAUGAUCUGACAAUUCUUACACGUUUUGUGAUCAUGCUGGCUUUAAAUAUAUGGGUAACAGCAACAGUACUGCACUACCGGAAGCCUGUCACCAAAGUGGAAUGAUGGAUGUAUUCUCUGUACACACAGUGGACUUCAAUGACUGAACCAGGGGAUGCAGCAUUGCUUUCCAUUGCUACAUUUAAAGUCUUUUACUAGUCAAUUAUUUCAGAAACUGUAAAUCAGGUUUGUUAGACUUGAAAAGCCUCUUAGCUGGAUAUGAAGGUGCAAACCUACAAUUCCAGCACUUGGGAGUCUGAGGUAGCCUGGGCUACACAACAGACUCAGAGAAGGAAAAAGCCACUUGUUUAAAAUUGCCCACUUCCUUCCCCCACUCCCAUAGGUUGUGGUAGGGCCUUAUACACUAGGGUUUUUUGGUGUGUGUGUGUG
Messenger RNA from Onychomys torridus (southern grasshopper mouse), 1096 nucleotides. It is a transcript of the gene Slc66a3, whose product is annotated as solute carrier family 66 member 3. Lineage: Eukaryota; Metazoa; Chordata; Mammalia; Rodentia; Cricetidae. The record is from RefSeq and is a predicted model, not a curated record. The transcript is spliced from 7 exons. Bases 164 to 772 code for a protein of 202 amino acids.